This is a messenger RNA of Penicillium canescens, 1286 nucleotides long. RefSeq names its product WD40 repeat domain-containing protein. The coding region runs from base 6 to 1286 and encodes 426 amino acids. The transcript has 3 exons. Lineage: Eukaryota; Fungi; Ascomycota; Eurotiomycetes; Eurotiales; Aspergillaceae. Gene Ontology annotation, molecular function: protein binding. The record is from RefSeq and is a predicted model, not a curated record.
CUACGAUGGAGAAUAAAUCAGCCCAGGCUCAGUCUCCGGCCACUCCAAUCUACAUCCUCCGCGGGCACGGUGCACCGAUACACGCGCUUCACAUCUACAACCAGAACCUGCGCCUUGUAUCCGGCGACGCCAACGGCUGGAUCGUGAUCUGGGACCUGGUCACCAAACGCCCAGUGACCGUCUGGAAAGCGCACGCAGGUGCCGUACUAGAAGUAAAAGGAUUUAACCUCGACUCAGGCAUAACCGAGAUUUACACACAUGGCCGCGACCACAAGCUCUGCGUCUGGAAGAUUCGUUCAGAGGAUGAAUCAUUCUUAGACAAGACACUUCCGGUCGACGUGAGUGGUCCUGCUCAGGGGGAACCAUGGCUGCUACAUGCCAUGCCCGUGAAUGCGCUCAAUUUCUGCGCGUUCUCUAUGACGUUUGUCAAUGUGGACGGGCUUCCUGUUUAUCCAUCGCAAUCUGCAAAGCCACAGAAUACAUUGUUUGCAGUGCCCAAUGCCUUGGACUCUGGCGGCGUCGAUAUCUUCCACCUACCAUCCGAGCGCCGGAUCAGCACUAUUCCAUCUGAUUCGUCGACGAAGACUGGAAUGCUGAUGGCUGUCAAUAUAUUCGUGACUUCUGUUGGGGAUCUGUUUGUCGUUUCGGCAUAUGAGGAUGGCCAUGUUAUGGUUUACGCUCAUCGUGGUGCUUUGAAGACGGCCAGUUUUGAGAUCGAACAUAUUAAGAACUAUCCUUUGAAAUGGGAUAGGCUCUAUGCUGGCCGUCCUCAUACCCAGCCGGUUCUUUCCCUUGACGUCUCGGCUUCGUACACGCACUUUAUCUCUUCUUCUGCUGAUGCUUUGAUUGUCAAACAUCCCAUUCCCAGUCUGCCGUCUGCUGGUUACAUUCCUACGGCUGGCUACAAGGAGGAAUCUCCCUUGCAGGUUGUUAACACCAGACACUCGGGUCAGCAGGGUCUGCGCAUCCGGUCUGAUGAGAAGGUAUUUGCUACUGCCGGUUGGGAUAGCAGGGUACGGGUGUACUCGGGGAAAACAAUGAAAGAACUGGCUGUGCUCAAGUGGCACAAAGAUGGAUGUUAUGCUAUAACAUUUGGAGAGAUUGAAACAUCUUUAUCUACAAGAUCUACAGAGAAGCAGUCCACAACUGCAAGCCAAAUGGCAGUUGCUGCACGCGACUACUCUCUCGCAAAUGUACAGCAACAACGGAAUCAGAAAGUACAGCAGACUCAUUGGCUAGCGGCAGGUUCCAAGGAUGGGAAGAUUUCAUUAUGGGAUAUCUACUGA